AAACUUGGAGCAGAACACAAGCUUCCUGAAAGUGAAAUAACUGGAAUACAUUCAAGAUAUUGGUGUUCAUCUGUCUAUCCAGUGCAGAGUAGAAAACAAUUAAGUACUUUGGCAGCAUGGACACCUACUGAGUUUUAUCUUGGAUAUAAUGAAACAUUUAAUAAAAUUUGAGAUACAGAAAACUUAGUGAAGUUCUUCAAUUUUCCAAACGCUGCUUCUUUAUCUAUAAAGGCUGUUAGCCAUGACUCAAUCCCAUCUGAAUUGCUGAUCUGUAGUUGCUGCAGCUCCUCCAGACUUUUUUUUCUGGCACUUUAUAAUGAAGACACACAAUUUUGGGGCUUAAGAAAUUUUUACUUACCUGUUCCUCACAGUUCUGUUAUGAGGAUGAUAUACAUAAAUGCAGCAUUAUCAUCUGGGCUGCUGGGGGAUGACGUGAGCUUUACUACACCUACAAAAACAACAUAGAUAAUGGAUAUUUUCAAGUAUCUGGAUCAAACCUUUCUCUAUCAGAAAUGUCUCAGGGGAGCACUAUUCAUCAGAUUAUUCUUGGUAUCUUACUUUUAUGUUGGCUGCCCUCCAGGAAAGCAUAUUGUUGUUGAGAGAUAAGAUGGCAAUUCAUAUGUUAUAAAUGUUGAAGCAAAUUUUAUAUUAUGGGAGAUGAAAGGCAAAACUGACUAUGGGUACAGUUCAUUCAUGAAAGCAAAUUACAGAUCCUGUUUUGCAUCUCAUCAGAACAGUACAAAGGAAGGACUGCAUGAGCAGUAUCAGAUUUUAAACAGCACUUCAAACAAUUACAUUGUUUGGGCUACUAGUCAUAGUGCCAUUUAUGUGUUCAGAGUGAGGAUAUUAGAUCAAAACUACAGGUUAAUGUCUUUUUUUUAA
This is a messenger RNA of Gavia stellata (red-throated loon), 882 nucleotides long. It is a transcript of the gene CATSPERE, whose product is annotated as catsper channel auxiliary subunit epsilon. NCBI's taxonomy places the organism in Eukaryota, Metazoa, Chordata, Aves, Gaviiformes, Gaviidae. Gene Ontology annotation, cellular component: CatSper complex; sperm principal piece. The record is from RefSeq and is a predicted model, not a curated record. Gene Ontology annotation, biological process: flagellated sperm motility; sperm capacitation.